UGAUAUAGGUUCUAGACUUCGUUCACUCACACAAGCAUCACCUUUUACAGAGAUGUCGAAGCUUCUUCAUGGUUGUCACCUCACUUCUAUCCACCGCCGGAGUUGCGCCGCAAUUCUAUCCAAGCCUCUGCGUUCAAUUCGUGUGGUUUCCUCUCUCCAGCCCCAAUUCUCUCCCUCCAAACCCCAAAAUGCCCUCUCAUAUUUCUCCCCAUCUCUCCACCGCCGAAACCUCUCCCUCCGGGCAUUCGACUCCUCUUCCGAAACCAAAAGCGACGUCGUAUCCGAGGAGACAGGUGAGAAAGACUACAAAGACGACGAUGGUGCUCUCUCUUCUACCUCUGUGGCGGAGGAGUACCCGACCGGUGACUUCGAGUUCAAGGAAAUGAGUGGGUGGAUGAGCUUCGUCGUGAAGCUUCGAAUGCUCAUUGCGUUCCCCUGGGAACGCGUUCGCAAGGGCAGUGUUUUUACUAUGAAAUUGCGCGGCCAGAUAUCUGAUCAGCUGAAGAGCCGUUUCUCUUCAGGAUUAUCUUUACCUCAAAUUUGUGAAAACUUUAUAAAAGCAGCAUAUGAUCCUCGCAUCUCUGGUAUCUAUCUCCAUAUAGAACCUCUAAGUUGCGGGUGGGGUAAAGUUGAAGAAAUUCGGCGGCACAUAUUAGAUUUUAAGAAAUCAGGUAAAUUCAUCGUGGCUUAUGCCCCUGCAUGCGGAGAGAAAGAAUAUUACCUUGGUUCUGCUUGUGAUGAGCUAUAUGCACCCCCAAGUGCAUAUUUUUCUUUAUAUGGUCUGACUGUUCAAGCAUCCUUUCUUGGAGGUGUUUUUGAGAAAGUAGGAAUUGAACCACAAGUGCAAAGGAUUGGUAAAUACAAAAGUGCAGGGGAUCAACUUACACGCAAAACGAUGUCUGAAGAAAACUGUGAGAUGUUGACUGCAUUACUUGAUAAUAUCUAUGGAAAUUGGCUGGAUAAAAUUUCUUCAGCAAAAGGAAAGAAAAGAGAAGAUACUGAAAACUUCAUCAAUGAAGGAGUAUAUCAAGUAGAAAAGCUAAAAGAAGAGGGCUGGAUAACGAAUAUAAACUAUGAUGAUGAGGUUAUUUCUAUAUUGAAAGAGAGACUGGGACAGCCAAAGGAUAAAAAUCUUCCAAUGGUUGAUUACAGGAAAUACUCUAAAGUUAGGAAAUGGACCCUUGGUUUAUCUGGUGGUAAAGACCAAAUAGCUGUAAUCAGAGCAUCUGGAAGUAUCAGUCGUGUGCGCAGUCCAUUCAGCAUACCUGGUUCGGGUAUAACUAGUGAGCAAUUCAUUGAGAAGAUUCGUAGUGUGAGAGAUUCAAAAAGAUAUAAGGCUGUUAUCAUUCGCAUUGACAGCCCUGGAGGUGAUGCUCUUGCUUCUGAUUUAAUGUGGAGGGAAAUCAGACUUCUGGCUGCCUCAAAACCUGUCAUUGCAUCAAUGUCUGAUGUGGCUGCUAGCGGAGGGUACUACAUGGCAAUGGGAGCAGGGACUAUAGUUGCAGAAAAUCUUACUUUAACAGGUUCCAUUGGAGUUGUUACAGGGAAGUUCAAUUUGGGGACACUAUAUGAAAAAAUUGGCUUCAAUAAGGAGAUUAUAUCAAGGGGAAGAUUUGCUGAGCUCACAGCAGCUGAACAGCGGCCCUUCAGACCAGAUGAAGCAGAACUCUUUGCCAAGUCUGCCCAGAAUGCAUAUAAACAAUUUCGUGAUAAGGCGGCUUUUUCAAGAUCAAUGGCUGUAGAUAAGAUGGAGGAGAAUGCUCAAGGGAGAGUUUGGACUGGUAAAGAUGCAGCUUCACGAGGUUUAGUCGAUGCUAUUGGUGGGCUCUCUCGUGCUGUUGCUAUAGCAAAACAGAAGGCAGAUAUACCUCAAGACAGACCGGUUACUCUUGUUGAGUUGUCAAGACCGUCCCCUACUGUAUCAGAAAUCUUGACUGGCAUAGGAAGCUCUAUAGUGGGUGUGGACAGAACAUUGAAAGAACUACUGCAAGAUUUGACAUUUUCGAAUGGAGUUCAAGCCCGGAUGGACGGUAUACUGUUUCAGAAACUGGAGGAGGCUUCGGAUUCCAACCCCAUAUUCACUCUGGUGAAGGACUACCUAAGUUCUCUCUGAGCUCAACUUUGGUGAGAGGUCCAUCUCUGUUGUUUUCAAUGUACUUUGUUCAUAUUAUGUUAGAUUUUCAAAAUAUUGAGUCAGACAUUUUAGCCAAAGAAAAAUCACGACCAAUAAUUGUGGUCACCCAGCCAUGAUUUUCAAUUCCCUGCCAGAUUAUUUUCAUGUUUCAGUCAAAAUUUUGGGGAAAUGGUGGAAUCUCAGAAAUGGUUCUCAUGUUGGAUGGCCUAAUUUAAGAUGAAAUUAUAGUUUGAUAUUAUAAUGUUGAAUGCUUCCA
Molecule: messenger RNA, 2390 nt
Organism: Vitis riparia (riverbank grape)
Lineage: Eukaryota; Viridiplantae; Streptophyta; Magnoliopsida; Vitales; Vitaceae
Product: serine protease SPPA, chloroplastic
Exons: 13
Coding region: 53-2113 (686 amino acids)
Biological process (GO): proteolysis
Molecular function (GO): peptidase activity
Source: RefSeq, a predicted model, not a curated record